Molecule: messenger RNA, 1212 nt
Organism: Cannabis sativa
Lineage: Eukaryota; Viridiplantae; Streptophyta; Magnoliopsida; Rosales; Cannabaceae
Exons: 3
Coding region: 1-1212 (403 amino acids)
Source: RefSeq, a predicted model, not a curated record
AUGUCCCAAGAAAUUCUUGCUCUUGCAAGAAAUAAAACAUACACUGUUGUUCCCCUACCAGAAGGAAAAGAACUGAUAUGUUGCAAGUGGAUUCUUAGAAUAAAAGAAAAUCUUGAUGGCUCGGUUGACAGGUGCAAAGCAAGGUUGGUUGCCAAAGAUUUUCACCAACAAACUAGAUUUGAUUAUACUGAGACUUUUAGUCCUGUUGUGAAGCCAAUCACAAUAAGAAUUGUUCUGACAUUGGCUAUUUCAAAAGGAUGGAUUGUUAGACAAUUGGAUGUCAACAAUGCAUUUCUAAAUGGAGAGUUACAUGAGGAGGUCUACAUGACACAACCUCCUGUGUAUGUUGAUGACAUUCUUGUCACUGGAAGUGACCCCAAGUCAGUAGCAUCUCUUAUCAUCUCUCUUAAUAAUACAUUUUCUCUUAAAGACCUUGGAAAACUCAAAUAUUUUUUUGGCAUCGAAGUUGCCAAAACAAACAGUGGCCUUUUUCUCUCUCAAGCAAAAUAUGCCAAAGAUCUUCUAGUCAAGGCUGAUAUGCAAGAUGCUAAACCUAUCUCGACACCAAUGGUUAAUGGACAAAAACUCUCUGCUUAUGGCAGUGAAGUUUUUCCCAAUCCACAUAUGUAUAGGUCAAUUGUUGGGGCAUUACAAUACCUCACAAUCACUAGACUUGAACUCUCCUACAGUGUAAACAAAGUUUGUCAGUACAUGCAACAACCUCUUCAAACUCAUUGGCUUGUUGUCAAAAGAAUACUUCGAUAUGUGGCUGGCACUACUCACUAUGGUCUUCAUCUCAUGAAGCCCUCACACUUUGAAGUUAAGGCAUUUUGUGAUGCUAAUUGGGCCUCUGAUACAGAUGACAGAAGAUCUACUUCUGGUUUUGCCAUCUUUUUUGGCCAAAAUCUCAUUGCUUGGAAGAAUCAAAAACAACACACCAUCUCUCGAUCAAGCACUGCGGCAGAAUACAAGAGUUUAGCCAAUGUUGUUGCUGGCUUGCUUGGUUACAAUCUUUGUUUUUUGAGCUACACAUUCAACUCUCUCAGCCAUCAACAGUCUGGUAACCACCAGAUUGCUGUCAAGCAUGUUCCUGCUGUUGAUCAGUUGGCAAAUGAUUUUACCAAGGCUAUUUCCAGUCAGAACUUCUCUGCUUUUCGAUCCAAACUCAACAUUGUUGAUUCUACCAAUGCUCAGUUUGCGGGGGAGUGUUAA